Molecule: messenger RNA, 1926 nt
Organism: Yamadazyma jaroonii
Lineage: Eukaryota; Fungi; Ascomycota; Pichiomycetes; Serinales; Debaryomycetaceae
Source: the annotation of a GenBank genome assembly
AUGAAAGAUUUUGUAAAAACUAUAGAUAGUGAUAGUGAAGUAUCUAACUAUGAAAGUGGUGAUGAAGUCAACCCUGACUUCCACUUUGGUGAAGAUGUUGGAGAAACUUUGAGUGGUUGGGAUUUUGAUAUUGAUGAUAAUGUUGAGAAGAAAUCUGUGAAUUUAGAUGGGAUCUUAAAGAAAAAAGGUGGAUUAACUAAUAUUGUCGGUAUUGACGAUGAAGAUGAUGAAGACGAAGAAGAUGAAGAUAAUGAUGAAGACGAAGAUAAUGAAAAUGACGAUGAAGAUAAUGAAGAUGAAGUAGAAGAACCUAAAGGUGAAGUUAUGGAAGUUCCUCAAGGUGAUGAUGAUGAAGAACCUGAAGAAGAUAGUGAACAAGCUAUGGCUGAAUUCUAUGAAAACGGUAACACAACACAACAAUCCAGUGUUCAUGAAAAAUUUUCAGAUUUGAAUUUAUCAAGACCUUUAUUGAAAGGGUUAUCACAAUUGGGUUAUGCCAAACCUUCACCAAUCCAAUCAGCUUCGAUUCCAAUAGCUUUAAUGGGUAAAGAUAUUGUUGCUGGUGCUGUUACCGGUUCAGGUAAAACUGCUGCCUAUAUGAUUCCUAUCAUCGAAAGAUUGUUAUAUAAACCUAGUAAAGUCACAGCUACCAGAGUUAUUGUUUUAACUCCAACUAGAGAAUUAGCUAUUCAAGUUUCAGAUGUUGGUAAGAAAAUUGCUCAAUUCAUUCCUUCUAUAUCUUAUGGUUUAGCUGUUGGGGGUUUGAAUUUAAGACAACAAGAACAACAAUUGAAAACUAGACCUGAUAUUGUUAUUGCUACUCCAGGUAGAUUAAUUGAUCAUAUAAGAAAUUCACCAUCAUUUUCAAUCGAUUCUUUGGAAAUUUUGGUUAUUGAUGAAGCUGAUAGAAUGUUAGAAGAAGGUUUCCAAGUUGAAUUAACUGAAAUCUUAUCAUUAAUUCCAAAACAUAAACGUCAAACUUUAUUAUUCUCCGCUACUAUGAAUACCAAAAUUCAAGAUUUAAUUCAAUUAUCUUUACAAAAACCCGUCAGAAUCAUGAUUGAUCCUCCAAAAGCUGCAUCAGCCAAGUUGAUUCAAGAAUUCGUUAGAAUUAGAAAAAGAGAUCAUUUAAAAGAAGCUUUAUUAUAUCAAUUAUUGAAAAACUUACAAUUAAAUAGAGUGGUGGUUUUCGUUGCUAGAAAGGAAACUGCUCAUGUUUUAAGAAUUGUUUUAGGUUUACUUGGUUUAAAGGUUGGAGAAUUACAUGGUUCAUUAACUCAAGAACAAAGAUUGGAAAAUGUUACUGAUUUCAAAACCUUAAAAGUUCCAGUUUUAAUUUGUACUGAUUUAGCUGCUAGAGGUUUAGAUAUUCCAAAGAUUGAAUUAGUUAUAAAUUAUGAUAUGCCAAAAACUUAUGAAAUUUAUUUACAUAGAGUUGGUAGAACUGCCAGAGCUGGUAGAGAUGGUAAGUCUAUUACAUUUGUUGGAGAAUCCAGUCAAGAAAGAGCUAUUGUUAAAGAUGCUAUUAAAUCAUUAAAUGAUAAUUCUAAAGCUGUUUCUAGAGCUGUUGAUUGGGCUAAUGUUGAAAAGAUUAAUAAAAUCAUCGAAUCUAAGAGAGAUAUAGUUGAAGAAGUUAAAGAAGAAGAAAAAUCCGAAAAGGAAAUUUUAAGAGCAGAAAUGGAAUUGAAUAAAGCUUCAAAUAUGAUUAAACAUAAAGAUGAAAUUAAUUCUAGACCAAAAAGAACAUGGUUUGCUGAAAAAGAUACUGCUAAACAUCAAUUAACUAAACAUGGUAAAAAAGUAAAUUCUAAAAAGAGGAAAGCUGUUGAAGCUAAGAAAGAUAUGCCUAGACCAUAUAAAAAGACUAAAGCUGAUAGAACAGCACCUAAAGUACAAAAGAAAAAAUCAAAAAAAUCUAAAAAGUAA